Purpureocillium takamizusanense is the source of this 681-nucleotide messenger RNA. RefSeq lists its product as uncharacterized. The transcript is spliced from 3 exons. Gene Ontology annotation, biological process: mitochondrial electron transport, cytochrome c to oxygen. The record is from RefSeq and is a predicted model, not a curated record. NCBI's taxonomy places the organism in Eukaryota, Fungi, Ascomycota, Sordariomycetes, Hypocreales, Ophiocordycipitaceae. The coding region runs from base 147 to 377 and encodes 76 amino acids.
CGACAGGUGAUGGCGCACGUGACCCAAUUGAGCCAAGCCUUUUGCUUUUGACCUCAUUCGAUUAUCCUUACCUCGGAUACCGUCACGACCUCUGUACGCAUCAAAGAUCUCAAACCAUUCGUCGCGAUCCGCUCCGCUCUUCCAAGAUGCUCUCCCGCGCCGCCGCCCGCACGACGACGUCGCUUGUCUCCCGCCGAGGCUUCCACGCCACCCGGGCUCGCAUGUCCUCGCCGUACCACUACCCCGAGGGCCCCUACACCAACAUCCCCUUCAACCCGCGCAGCAAGUACUUCGGUCUCGGCUUCUGGUCCUUCAUGGCCACGGGCUUCCUCGCUCCCUUUGGCAUUGCCGUCUACCAGACCUACAAGGAGCAGUAAGCUUGAGACGGAAAUCUGGGUGGCUUGUUCAAGGCGAGGAAGAUAUUGUUUGGAGCAGCUGUCCCGGCAUAUUCGAUAGACUGUUGGGCAGCGGUCGAUAUCACUGUAAACAAAGUUCCAUUUGUCAGCCCGAAUCGAUACGAUCGACACGUGCCGUGCUUAGCCACAUUCGAAACCGAUAUGACGCCCUGCGAUAUGCAAAUUCGUGCUUCAUUCACGGCGUCGCGCCCCAAGACAAUGGGCUGGAAUACAAAUGCGACUGGGGUAUUGCUAUAUGCAGAUGAAGUGUACAUGUAAAGUGGCU